AUGGCUAGCCCUCGAACACGUCGAGUUUUGAAAGAAUUACGACCAUUGGACGAUAAUAAUGUGAGUUAAAGGAAAAUUUGAAGAAACGAAAUUAGUUUCGUGUUGUUUUUUUUCAGUUCUGCUUUGAAUGCGAGGCAAAUAACCCGCAAUGGGUUUCAGUUUCAUACGGAAUUUGGAUUUGUCUCGAAUGUUCGGGAGUUCAUCGAAGUUUAGGUGUACAUUUGAGUUUUGUGAGAUCCGUAACAAUGGAUAAAUGGAAAGAUAUUGAAUUGGCAAAAAUGAAAGCGGGAGGAAAUCGAAAAUUCUCCGAAUUUCUACAAUCACAACCGGAUUUCAAAGAAAAUUGGACGAUUCAAGAGAAAUACAAUUCCAGAGCUGCCGCAUUAUUCAGAGAUAAAGUCGCGUGCGAAGCUGAGGGAAGAGAAUGGUCACUUUCAACUUCAUCAGCCGCCAAUUAUAUCCCACCAACUUUGGGUGGAGGAAACGCGUCUCGAACAGCCACCAAAUCAUCUGGAAACUCUUCGAUUGGCUCGUAUUAUGGCGGAAAUUCGACGAGUUAUUCACAAUCGACUGGAGAUGGAAAUUAUAGUCAACAAGAUUCGUGAGUUUUUUUGAAGCUCUAAAGUUCCUCAAAAAAAAAAAUAAAAUGUUUCAGUGGAAGCAACAAAUACCAAGGUUUCGGAAACACUGGCUACACCCCAAAUUCGUCCAAUACUUCUGGCGGUGAUGAUUUAUUGGCUGGCGCAAUGUCAUCUUUAUCGAUGGGUUGGUCGAUGCUUUCGAAGGGGGCUUCUUCGGCUGCGGCGAUUGCGAAAGAUGUCGGGAUGCAGGCAACUCAAAAAGCAUCGCAAUUGACGGAAAAUGUGGUGAGAUUCGAGAUUUCUUGGGGCUAUUCAACGAAAAAAAUUAUGUUUUCUCAGCGUUAAGAAAACGGGAGAAAAGCGAAGAAAACCUAUUCAAGUCGGUUAAGAAAAUAUAAAAAAUAAAACACGUUCAACACACAAAUUGCGACGAGACCCAACGAAAAACAACAUGUUCCUUUGACCUUACUAUAAAUUGGUCCCGUUGCGAAAUUCUACAGUAUCUUAAAGGAACAUGUUGUUUUUCGUUGGGUCUCGUCGCAAUUUGUGUGUUUUUAUGUUUUCUUAACCUGAAUAGGUUUCUUUCGCUUUUUUCCUGUUUUCUUAAUUGAACAGUCCCAUAAAAUAUAUGUUUUCUAGUAGUUUUCGAACCGCUGAUCACGAUUCCGUUGUUUAAAAUUGCAGAACUGAAUUCCUUUGACGUGGCAAACUAUUUAGGAGCUAAAAACUAGAUUCAAAAAUGAUUUCCAUGCAAAUCUGAUAGAAUAGCAUUGUUCAAGAAGACCGCUAAUAUAAAUUCAUUCUUUUCAAGUAUCCAGCGACUAAAUUCACAAAAAUUGAUUAAACAAUACGUCAUCAAUCAUUUUGAAAAAUAAUUUUCGAAUUUAUCAAAAAAUUUUGAAACGUGCAUUUUUAUGGCGCCAAAAUCAACAAUUACCAUAUUUUUUCGAGCUGAAUUUUCGGUAAAUUUUCAAAUUUAGCGUCAAUUACCUUAAAAAUUUUCUCAAGUGACACUAGAAAGCUUUAUCAAAAAUCUAGAGUAAAAUAAUUCAAAUUCCAAAUAUUUUCAGUCACAAAACAACACAAUUUUCGGAGGAGUCGCCUCGAAAGCAUCAGAAGUUGGAACAAAAUCCUGGGAUGGAUUGCAAUCUUUUGUCAAAUCUCCAUCUCUUCAAGCUUUUUCCGGAAUUCUUACCAAAGGGUAGGUUCUUAUAUGUUUUUAACCCCAUCAAUAUUUUUUUCCAGAGGAUAUGAAGAUUUUGGAAGUGGAACUGGAGGAAUGUCAGGAUCAAGUUCACAAAAUGAGUUCAAUGAUUGGCUGAAAACUUCGAAUUUGUAAGAUUUUUUAAAAAUUUUUUUCUAGAAAAAGAAAAAUUUAAAUUUUCAGACCAAGAGGAACAACUGAAGGAUCAAAUCAUAUUAGUAGCGAAGAAGUUGUUAAGAAAUCAGCUCCACCUAAAUCAAAAAGUCCACGACCUCAAAAAGAAGCGAAAAAAGUUGUUGAAUCAACUUCCGAAGAUUCGACUUCGACAAUAGCACAAUUCGAAAAAUCCGUGAAAAAAGCGCCAAAACCAACAAAUGAACCAAAACAAGAAAAAGAAAAAGGAUGGGAUGAUGAUGCGUGGGAUCUUUUGAAUCAAUAA
Molecule: messenger RNA, 2224 nt
Organism: Caenorhabditis angaria
Lineage: Eukaryota; Metazoa; Nematoda; Chromadorea; Rhabditida; Rhabditidae
Source: the annotation of a GenBank genome assembly